AUGAACGACCCCCGACCUUACCACUUCAUUGGCUACGGGACUCUCUUGGGAACCCAGUUCUUCCAGUCCUUCAUAGCCGGACCGGUCGCAUUCCGCGCCUUGCCGCGGCCGCAGUUUGCUUCUUUGCAAUCUGCCAUCUUUCCCGUCUACUUCUCUCUACAGACUGCGCUUCCCGUGGCUAUAGCCUUGACUGCUAGCAAGGGCGGACAGGCACUUGGUAUCUCGGGCCUUGUAGCACCGGAGAACCGCUACAGCACCCUAGUGCCCCUUGCUACCAUUGCCGUCACAGGUCUAAUCAACAAUGUCUUUUUGCGCCCACUCACCAUCAAGAUUAUGCGCGAGAGGAAGCACCAGGAAACCCGCGAUGGCAAGAAGAGCUAUGACCCUGCACCACACUCGAAGGAGAUGGUCGCCUUGAACAAGCGUUUCGGCCGUGUCCAUGGUAUUUCAGCAUUGAUCAACCUGGCUGCUUUUGCUGCUACACUUUACUAUGGUGCUGUCCUUAGCAAGAGACUUGACUAA
Messenger RNA from Penicillium angulare, 522 nucleotides. Its product is annotated as DUF4149 domain-containing protein. The record is from RefSeq and is a predicted model, not a curated record. The coding region runs from base 1 to 522 and encodes 173 amino acids. Lineage: Eukaryota; Fungi; Ascomycota; Eurotiomycetes; Eurotiales; Aspergillaceae. The transcript has 4 exons.